CGGGCUAUAAAGGGGGCCCGCGGGCUCCUGGACUCCACCACACCUUCCACCUAACAGACGGCUCCCUUGCAUCUUCCUUGGGAACUGCAGCCCCAGCUCGGCCUGAAAUGGACCCCAACUGCUCCUGCGCCCCUGGUGGCUCGUGCGCCUGCGCUGGCUCCUGCACGUGCAAAGAGUGCAAGUGCACGUCCUGCAAGAAGAGCUGCUGCUCCUGCUGCCCCUCGGGCUGCGCCAAGUGCGCCCAAGGCUGCAUCUGCAAAGGGGCAUCGAACAAGUGCAGCUGCUGCGCCUAAUGCCGGGGAGCCCAGCUCCCAGAUGUAAAGAGAAGGGCGUGUACAAAAACCUGGCUUUUUUCUUCAUAUUGCCCUUUCCCAUUUGCUAUGUUUCUUUUUUAAAUGAAAUAUGUGAGCGAUAAUAAAAGUCAUUGACUUGA
Microcebus murinus (gray mouse lemur) is the source of this 433-nucleotide messenger RNA. RefSeq names its product metallothionein-1E-like. Gene Ontology annotation, molecular function: metal ion binding. The record is from RefSeq and is a predicted model, not a curated record. NCBI's taxonomy places the organism in Eukaryota, Metazoa, Chordata, Mammalia, Primates, Cheirogaleidae. Gene Ontology annotation, cellular component: cytoplasm; nucleus. Gene Ontology annotation, biological process: cellular response to cadmium ion; cellular response to copper ion; detoxification of copper ion.